Molecule: messenger RNA, 1189 nt
Organism: Sclerotinia trifoliorum
Lineage: Eukaryota; Fungi; Ascomycota; Leotiomycetes; Helotiales; Sclerotiniaceae
Source: the annotation of a GenBank genome assembly
AUGUUACUCUCAAGAUCUGCAGCCCUAUCGCAUACAUUGCGCACCAUAAACCUAUCGAGUAAAUCUCCGCAGACCAUUAUACGACGCGCAGUUUCAACAUUAAAGGAAAAUCCGCAUAUAGUUUGUUGUCCCUCUUCUCUUUUCCUAUUACCAACAAUCGCAAUUCCAAUUCCGAUUGUUCUUCUACAACACCUCCUCUCCACACCCACCAUCUCAAGUCAGCUAACCUCCCUCCACUAGUACAUCCACCCCACACCCACCCCAACAACCCACAAACCACGACCCUGAGCCUCCUCCCCACCAACCCACCCCUCUCUCCCUCGGAACCAUCACCUCCCCGCCAACCACCCCAAUAACCCCCUCAACCUUCACACCCAACCCAUCCUUCCUCCCGUUCCUCUCCACCAUCCUCUCCAAAUACGCACAUCUCGAUUCACAACUGCAAUCGCAAGCCGCCGCAUUCGCAACCACAUCUACACAUUUCUCUUUAAGUCCACCAUCUACCUAUCGCCAAUCUAUAAAGAGUGCAAGAGGGAAGGAUUCCGGAGCGCCGCCUAGCGCUAGUCAAGGUAUGAUUUCAUUUCCUUUUCCCACGAGACAUCCCUACUCCCCAAAUACAAAACACAACUAACACCCCUCCCCCCUUCUCACAGGUGGCGCCGGCUCCAGCGGCCACAGCGGUUACAUCCACCUAUCAGACACGCGCUCACCCCCUGAUUACGGCCGAAUAGCCUACCCGGAAGACAUAUUCGGAUCCCUCGAAGUCGACGCGACUGGAAAUUUUGUCGCAGGCGAUGAAGGAAAAGAGCCUGGAAACUGGCAAGACUCAGGAACCUACCGUAUCGUAACACGCGAGGGAGUCUUCGGCCUAACGGAUUUUCUAAGAGGGAAAUUGGUAGAGGCUUUGAGGGAGGAGGAGAAGAAAAUUUUGGGUGGGAAGAGUGCUUGAUGUAGGAGAUGGCGAAGAGGAGAUGAGGAACCUAGUUAAAGAGAAUGAAGAUAAAAGACACAAGAAGAGAGGACAUCAUGCACAAAUCAAUCAAUGACGUGCUCGAGGGUGUAUAUUAUGUAUAUUAUGUAUUACGAUUUAUCACGAGGCUCUCUUCUCCAAAGCUAAACUAGCUAGCUGCGCUAUACUAAUAAAGAUUUAAAUACCUGGGGAAGGGAGAAUCCGGAGAAAGAGGUGGGG